CCCAGUAUCUGUGUUGAUCUUUCUUGUGCCGGACGCUCUUUUUGUUUUGUAUUUAAGAAGGUCCCGGUUGGUAUUGAAAUGAUGUUAAAGAUUUCUUCUUGAUGUUUUCGAAUUGAUUAUUUCAAACGGUCAAUUUGCUGCUUGGGAAUGUUAUAUUGAGGUUUAGGUGUGAGAUUGUUAAAUUGAUCACUGAAGUCAGAUAAGCAAACAAUUAUGAAUUCACAGAGAAUUGGAGGAUGUCUUUUGCGGGGAAGUAAGAGGGGAAGAAUCUCUACAUCUUAUUCGAGAAGCAAGAUUCAUGGAGUAUGGUCGGCAAGAUGUCAUUCUACCGUGGGACCAAGUCAGAAACCUGGGUCUGCAGGAGUACGCUUCCCCGGAGCAGUAGACAGUAAAUUUACUUCCUCCCUCUCUUUUGAAUACCCCUCUACCUACACUGCCAUUCCUACCUACCGCACCAUGUCCCCCGACGGCGACAUCCUCGAUCCAUCCGCUGUUCUCCCCUCCGACGAAGCUGCGUUAGAAAUGUAUCUCAACAUGAUAAAAGUAUCUAUUAUGGAUGUUAUAAUGGUUGAAGCACAGCGACAAGGUCGAUUGAGCUUUUACAUGCCGAGUCAGGGCGAAGAAGGUACUUGUGUGGGAUCGGCGGCGGCGUUGGAGAAGGACGAUGUGAUUUUUAGUCAGUAUAGAGAGGCGGGUGUGUUUAUGCAAAGGGGAUAUACGCUGGAGGAUUUUAUGAGCCAGCUUUUUGCCAAUAGGAAGGAUAAGGGGAAAGGAAGGAAUAUGCCUGUGCAUUAUGGGAGUAAGGAGUUGAAUAUUCACUCUAUAUCCUCUCCUCUCGCAACUCAAAUCCCCCACGCCGCAGGAGCAGCAUACGCAUUGAAACUCCAACGUCUCCAAAAUCCCUCUCUCCCUCCCCGAGUCGUAGCCUGCUAUUUUGGCGAAGGAGCCGCCUCAGAAGGAGAUUUCCACGGCGCCCUCAACAUAGCCGCUACGCGCUCCUGCCCUGUAAUCUUCAUCUGCCGCAACAACGGGUACGCCAUCUCUACCCCCACACUCGAACAAUACCGGGGCGACGGCAUCGCCAGCCGCGGCACCGGCUACGGCAUCGACACGAUCCGCGUCGACGGCAACGACAUCUGGGCCGUGCUGCAAGUCACCAAGAAAGCGCGCGAGCUGGCGCUCACCGAUGGCGGGCGCCCCGUCCUCAUCGAAGCAAUGUCCUAUCGCAUUUCCCACCACAGCACCUCGGAUGAUUCCUUUGCGUACCGCGCGCGCGUCGAAGUCGAAGAUUGGAAACGCAGAGAUAAUCCGAUUACGCGGCUGCGGAAGUACUUGGAAAAGAGAAAUGUGUGGGAUGAAGCAAAGGAGAUCGAAGCGCGGACGAAUAUUAAAAAGGAGGUUUUGAAGAAACUGAGCGAGGCGGAGAAGGAAAAGAAACCGCCGAUUAAAAGUAUGUUUGAGGAUGUGUAUAAAGAGAUGACGCCGGAGCUGAAGAGUCAGAUGGAGGAGUUGAGGACGGUGAUGGAGGAAUACCCGGAGGAGUAUGAUGUGGGUGAGUUUGAAGGAGGUGUGGGUAGUUUGAAGUGAGGGGAUGGAAGAUUGUGAGAGGGGAAAAGGGAAUGCAUAGAUGAGAUUUUGAGAUUAUGAUUGUAGAAUUGGGAGUCAUUAGCAUUAGCACUAGCACGCAUUAGCGAGAGAUACAAUAGAUACCUACCUAGGUACUUGAGGCAUAGCAAUUGCAUUUACAUAUACUCCUCA
This is a messenger RNA of Botrytis sinoallii, 1758 nucleotides long. RefSeq lists its product as uncharacterized. Gene Ontology annotation, molecular function: oxidoreductase activity, acting on the aldehyde or oxo group of donors, disulfide as acceptor. The transcript is spliced from 3 exons. Lineage: Eukaryota; Fungi; Ascomycota; Leotiomycetes; Helotiales; Sclerotiniaceae. The record is from RefSeq and is a predicted model, not a curated record. Gene Ontology annotation, biological process: branched-chain amino acid catabolic process. The coding region runs from base 214 to 1587 and encodes 457 amino acids.